This is a messenger RNA of Daldinia childiae, 1176 nucleotides long. Its product is annotated as Arsenical-resistance protein Acr3. NCBI's taxonomy places the organism in Eukaryota, Fungi, Ascomycota, Sordariomycetes, Xylariales, Hypoxylaceae. The transcript has 4 exons. The coding region runs from base 1 to 1176 and encodes 391 amino acids. Gene Ontology annotation, molecular function: arsenite transmembrane transporter activity; antiporter activity; antimonite transmembrane transporter activity. The record is from RefSeq and is a predicted model, not a curated record. Gene Ontology annotation, biological process: arsenite transport; antimonite transmembrane transport. Gene Ontology annotation, cellular component: plasma membrane.
AUGGAAAGUCGCACAAAGAGCGACGACUCUAACACAGAACAAGUACAUGUUCAUAUCCAACCUCCGUCAGAAAAUGACAUAGAGAAAGGUCACCACAUCAAAGACCAACCCGACGAUGCAGCAACUUCGCAGAAGCAAUCCGUGUUCAAGUCACUCGGUUGGCUGGACCGCUUCCUCGCUAUCUGGAUAUUUCUCGCGAUGGCCAUCGGGAUCAUACUAGGCAACUUUGUGCCGGAGAUAGGGCACGCCCUACAGAAAGGUCAAUUCGUCGGUGUCUCGGUGCCAAUAGCUGUCGGAUUGCUCGUGAUGAUGUACCCCAUACUAUGCAAAGUGCGGUACGAGACAUUACAUGAGAUAUUCUCGCACCGCGGUGUCUGGAAGCAGAUUGCAUUUAGCAUCUUUAUGAAUUGGAUUGUCGCUCCGUUCCUAAUGCUAGCACUUUCAUGGGCAUGCUUACCGGAUAAGCCCGAGCUUCGGACAGGCCUGAUUCUAGUCGGCCUAGGUAGAUGCAUCGCAAUGGUGCUAAUAUGGACGGGUUUAGCCGGUGGGGAUAGCGAGUACUGUGCCAUUCUCGUGGCAAUUAACUCCAUUCUCCAAAUGGUAUUAUUCGCCCCCUUGGCUGUUUUCUUCAUUCGUGUGAUCAGUGGAGAAUCCGGUCCUCUGGACAUCUCGUAUGAAGUCGUUGCAACAAGCGUAGGAACUUUUCUCGGUAUCCCACUAGGUGCGGCAAUGCUGUCGCGCUUUGUACUACGUGCCUUAGCUGGUUCGCAGUGGUACGACCGCGUCUUUCUCAAAUUCGUCGCGCCGUGGUCUCUAGUCGGCUUGCUCUACACCAUCUUAGUCCUGUUCGCUUACCAGGGUCAACAAGUCGUCCACCAGAUCGUGUCAGUCUUGAGAGUUGCAGUUCCACUCGUUGUGUAUUUCAUCGUCAUCUUCUUUCUGACGCUCUGGAUCACGUAUCGGUGCGGAUUUGGAUAUUCCCUCGGCGCCACGCAGAGUUUUACUGCUGCCAGCAAUAAUUUCGAACUUGCUAUCGCCGUGGCCGUCGCAACCUAUGGUCCUAACAGUGACCAAGCCCUAGCAUCUACCGUGGGGCCGCUUAUUGAGGUACCGGUGCUGCUUGGGCUAGUGUACGUCGUCAAGGCGAUAGGGGGUAGAUGGGCCUGGAAGGACUGA